AUGUAUUAUUAUCUUCCGAAUCAGGCCAUAAUAGAUGGGUUAAAGGAGCUGAGAUAUAAAGAUGAUUAUGUGAGGUUUCUUGAUGUUGGAUAUAUUAAUGAUUGUAAAACCAAUAUCUACAUUGAUCACUACCACAAGACAAUUAUGGAAUGGAUUGAAGAAGAGAAAUCCGAAAAAGGGGACAAUGCUAGUGAAACAUAUGAAGAUGAUGUGGACUCAAUCAUGUCAGAUGAUAUAUCGGUAGACCAUGAAGUUGAAGAAGAGGUUAUAGAAAUUCUGAAAUCUUUUGAUCUUUUUUUGUCCAAGAAGAAUCUUAUUCCAGAAGGAGGGGUAGAUGAUGAGGUGGUACAAUUUCGUAUUUAUGAUCCCAACCAGAAAUAG
Molecule: messenger RNA, 381 nt
Organism: Lactuca virosa
Lineage: Eukaryota; Viridiplantae; Streptophyta; Magnoliopsida; Asterales; Asteraceae
Source: the annotation of a GenBank genome assembly